AUGGGACAAAGGUGGAUUCAGUCUCACCGCGGGACCUCUGGUAUUCUUCAGACGCUUUUGUCAUUUGGCCUCCCCUGGGCGAGUUUUCCUAAUCAGUCAACCUCAGAGGGAGCAGGCCUCAAGUCAGACGGAAACUCCGUCGAACUACCCGAUAGGUUCAUCAGUGAAGCAUGCAUUGCAUUCUGCAAGUGUGGUAAAAUUGGCCUGAUCUACCCUAUUGCCGAUAUGUCCCUCUUAGAAGAUUCAGUGAAGACCGCAUAUUCUCCUCCAAAUGAGAAAUCUCCCCAGGCUCUCUCCAUUGCUAAAGCUCUUGUGCUUUCCUUCGUUGCCUUUUGCUCUGUCGCAGAUCGCAGGGAACAUAUUUUAUAUCCAGUCAAUGGCGAACGAUGUGCCUUUGAGGCUGAAAGCCUGCUCUCCACAGUCCAUGAUCUAGGACAUAGUAUCGGUAAGCUACAAGCUCUUUUACUACUUGUUCUAUUUCACUUCUCGCACGGAAGAUUAGAGCUCGCAAGAGAGCUAAUGAGCACUGUCGCCCGCUUAGCGAACGAUUUAUCUCCAGUUAUGGGGUUUUCUGAAUCCACUUCGAGUCCAGAAGGAAAGGUGGCACCGGUGUGUACUGGUUAUGAAGAAUCAACUUUUCGAACGCUCUAUUGGAACAGCUUCAUGCUCGAUAAGGAAUUAUCUUUUCGAACGGGUACGCCAGUUCUUAUGCUUGCCGAGUCUCUAAUACCCGCUUCAUUAGACGCGGCGGAAUCUCCGAUUGAGUAUCUUUCAAAGCUAUUCCCUACAAGCGACCCUCAGAAUCAUCGUACAGAGUUUUCUAUGUCCCAUUUAAAGCUAAGCUUAGUCAUGUCAGGGGUAUAUUCAGAGCUCUAUGAACCACAUUCUCUCAAGAAAUCCGACACUGAAAUACUCAGAACUAUUCGCGCUCUCGACGAUGAGCUGGAAAAAUGGCGACUCUCAAUACCUAGGGCCUGCCGACCUACCCUCCACAUUUCCGAUCUUCCCACCCAAUCGACUACAGAUGUCGAACUUCUCUUGAUCAAUCUUAAGUAUCACCACAGCCUAGGAUGCAUUCACCAAGCUGUCAGCCGAUGCCGACCAUGCGGUCCCAUGACCGAGGCUCUUCGGUCAGGCCUCAAUCUAUCAGUUCGAGCGAGUGUUUCGUCUCUGGAAAUCCUGUGUGCCACGCGCUUUAUACUAACUCGAGAGAUUUUCUGGUUCAUCUGUUUCUAUCUGCUUUCGGCGAUCUUGAAUCUGUUAUGCAAGAUCAUCACCGAACCUUUCGAUUUCGAUAAUCCGGAAUGUAUGAGGAUUCUGAAAGAUACCCCCGUGAUCCUCCGAAAAAUGGAUACUCGUCAAUUAACCUCCACCGAGAGACGGCACUUGGACCUCAUGAUUCUUCUUAGUUCAGAGCUUAGCGCUGUGGUAGAGAGAAGCAGCCUUCGAAAUGGUGCAUAG
Aspergillus pseudonomiae is the source of this 1461-nucleotide messenger RNA. Its product is annotated as fungal specific transcription factor domain-containing protein. The transcript has 3 exons. Gene Ontology annotation, biological process: DNA-templated transcription. Lineage: Eukaryota; Fungi; Ascomycota; Eurotiomycetes; Eurotiales; Aspergillaceae. Gene Ontology annotation, molecular function: zinc ion binding; DNA binding. The record is from RefSeq and is a predicted model, not a curated record. Bases 1 to 1461 code for a protein of 486 amino acids.